AUGUCGGUCAAUUCGUCCAUUUACGAAUUCGUCGAAGAGAAUGGCAGGACAUACCACAAGUACAAGGAAGGCAAAUAUCAUUUCCCAAACGAUGACGUUAGUUACAUAUCCAAAUUCUGUGAGGAACAAGAUAGAUUAGAUCUUCAGCAUGCCCUUUUUCUCAUGACGACAGGCGGCAAGCUACAUCUUGCGCCCAUCGACCCUUCUUCACAGCAUGUGCUUGACAUAGGGACCGGUACAGGUAUUUGGGCCAUAGAGUUUGCACAGGAAAAUCCCGGUGCUGAGGUCAUAGGUACAGAUCUCAGCCCGAUCCAGCCUCAAUAUGUUCCGCCGAACUGCCGAUUCGAGAUCGACGAUGCCGAUGAUGAGUGGACAUACGGAACAAAGUUUGACUUUAUACAUGCUCGCGCCAUGUGUAGCUGCUUCUCCGACCACAAGCGCGUCAUUCAGUCGUGCUACGACGCCCUACAGCCGGGCGGCUGGUGCGAAUGGCAAGACAUGAGCUUCCCGUUUCGCCAUAUGGGCCCGAUCCCCGAGGGCACCAACGUCGUUCGAUGGACCGAGCUGAUCUGCGAGGCGGCCAUCAAGAUCAACCGGCCGUGGAGCAACGUCGAGCGAUACAGGCAGUUCUUUGAGGAAAUCGGUUUCGAGAACAUCGUCGAACGCCGCUUCUACUGGCCGGUUGGCCCAUGGGCCAAAGGCGAUUACUACAAGAGCCUGUCGACCUAUUUCCUCGAGGACAUCAAGAAGGGCAUGGAACCUAUCACGAUGAAGUUGCUGCCCAUACUAGGCUGGUCGAAAGAAGAAAUGCAGGUCAUACUCGCGAAGGUCCGGCAGGAUCUGAUGAACCCCAAUAUACAUGCCUAUCUUCCAGUAAAGCGGUAG
Molecule: messenger RNA, 885 nt
Organism: Phaeoacremonium minimum UCRPA7
Lineage: Eukaryota; Fungi; Ascomycota; Sordariomycetes; Togniniales; Togniniaceae
Product: putative methyltransferase domain-containing protein
Exons: 7
Coding region: 1-885 (294 amino acids)
Molecular function (GO): methyltransferase activity
Source: RefSeq, a predicted model, not a curated record